CUGAGAUAUCUCGAUCCAAAGAGCCCGCGUUCUGCCUCUUUAAUGGCAAAGGCUCCUUCAACUUCGGCACGCAGCAGGUUGGCGAAGCUUGUCCAAAACGGCAGCUCAUUUCAAGCAACUGAAUCACAGAGGAGCAGAAGGUCUGGAGCGUGUCUAAGGCUCAUUCAUAUUAGUAGGAGAGAUGCUAGUUCUGUUACCUCCUUAUUUCAUGGGCACAUGUGCUUUUUGGUGUUGGAUGGCGCAGUGGCUCUGCAGGCUGCAUGUGCAUAGCGGGCAGUGCUCCUAAUUGGGACUGGACGACG
Molecule: messenger RNA, 302 nt
Organism: Trichoderma asperellum CBS 433.97
Lineage: Eukaryota; Fungi; Ascomycota; Sordariomycetes; Hypocreales; Hypocreaceae
Source: RefSeq, a predicted model, not a curated record